GGCUCUGGACUUCAUUUGUGUGGUCCGAGUGUAGAUUAAAGAGCUUCCGAGCUAACGGUCAAGCCAAAGUGUCUGCCCGUCAGUACCCCAUUGAAGAGAAACAGUUGCAUGGGUUUGGGAUUAGCUUGUGUAACUGGGUACUUCAGUGAAGAACCAGUAUCUGUUGGUGAUCAUGUAGUACGAGAGGUUACGAAGACUUAAAUUGCAAAAAUAAACUGAGGGCGAUUUAGCGAGAAAUGACUGUAAAUUUAUAUCUAUAAUAUUUCAGUGAGGAAUUAACUUCUCCACGUAUCACUCAUCUCUUCCUUUUCAUUUCAUCAUCCUUGUCCCCAUCUAGUCGCUUGACUUGCCAUCUUUUGAUUUUGGCUUGUUACCUCUCGAUCGUGUUCACAGAGCCCCGAUAAUUACGCGUAACCAUUCCCUGCUCUCUCUGCUGUCACUGUACUAUCCUUAUCUGUGAAGCUUGCAGCGACUCUGUCAGUUUGUUAAAUAACAGCAGUCGCUUCUCUCGCAUCGCCUGUGUGAGGCCAGUAACACAUGCUGCAAUUUUUCCCUUUAUAAUUUGCCUGAUGACCACCACCAGCCUUCUCAUCACUCAUUGCGAGGACCAGAUCUCACAGAGUCUGAAAAGAGCUACGUGGAGGCAGUCUGCAAUGAGAUCAUGAACAUUGCAGAAAAGUCUGUUCAUUACUGCAGUAACCUUUCUCACCCGCUUCACUCUCGGCACAAGGUGUCUGCCCACAACAGUAAACCAUCUUUGAUCAUUUCUCAGCAACCUCGGGGACAGCAGCAAGGGACGAGCCCGGAGCGGAAACUGGCUGCGACUGCCCUCUUCCAAGCGUUGUACAGCUACGUCCCGCAGAACGAAGAUGAGCUGGAACUUCGCGAAGGGGACAUUGUGGAUGUGAUGGAAAAGUGUGAUGAUGGCUGGUUUGUUGGAACAUCCAGAAGAUCUAAACAGUUUGGUACCUUCCCAGGCAACUAUGUCAAACCACUGAAUUUGUAGAGCAUGGGGCCGUGGUGGACUUUUGAUGAAUAAACAGCUCUUGUCCUCCAAUUCAACCCUGACACUGGUAGAGGGUCCAUGAGCUUUUGAUUGGAUUGAACAGUCUGUAACUUGGCCUAAACAUUCUGCUUACAACAUGGUGUCUUUCCUUUCACUGACCAAGGAGCACGCUAAGCACGAGAGAGAGUGUGAGUGGUAUGUGAGCAUAAGGUGUGAGAUUGCUGUUGCAUCGACCGUAUUGACCCAGGGAAUGGACAAGGACUGGAUCUGUUGAAAAGGGGAAGACAACUACCCACGGUAGCUUAAAGUCGGACUCCCCUUUCUACACGGUACUUGGGCAUACGGUCUGGAUGAGACACAGAACAGGAAGCUUGGGGACAGCGGAGUUUCUGAUAGGGAUUGGGCGCAAGAUUCGGAGACAGGCCAGCAGUUGUGCUAGGCCUGAGUUUUCACAAUGUGGAGAAUAGAAUGGAACUCUAAAAUGCAGAAGAAUUUCUAGCCAUGGGUAACCCUUUACUACUUGUCGCAGUGCAUGUUCUCUGAACCGUCACCUCUCAUUUCUCUACUGUGGGUUUCGAAUUGUUUUAUUGGAAAUGGAACACCGGUAAAACAUGCACCUCAUCCUCCAGAUGAGGAAAUGUCACUCCCAGUUUGGCAAAGGUCUCGCAGCUAUUCUUUUUUGGGCUAAUGCUUUUAUAGAGCGGGUUUCUUUAACACGUGUUAAUAGUCAGUAACAUCCACUUAGAUCUGCAACACUUGUAGUAUUCUUCAGCCACACAACCAGUAAAUAUAUAAUAAAAAAAAAAGCACACCUUUCCCAAGCGGGUAUCAACCCACUGCUGGGGUAAAGCUUUGUGUAAAUAUGUACAUUUGAUUUUGUACAAAAUUAUACUGUAUAGAAAAUAAUAAUUUAACAAAAGAAAUUUUAAAUGGCAGACUGAAAGCAGAAAAACAAAACCCAUACUUUUUGGAGCUGUUUUACAAUUUAUUUGCAAGGAACGGAACCUCGGUUUGAAGGAAAGUACUUUGGAGCACCAAAAGAAAGCACAUAUGAAUUGUUUAUUUUUUUGUUUUUAAAACCAAAAUCAUCACCGUCGGGGAAAUCCUCCUCCUCCCUUGUCUGUACAAACAGCUCGGCAGCAAGAUCACUUUCUGUUUACCGUUCAGAUAUAUCCCUUCCUCGGCACCAGUAAAUUACUGAUGGGCUGCAAUAUACUGACUGUACAUAUUCAAAACACUCAUGUAUUUUAUUUACCACUUUUCAGUGAGCUGCAAGUCUUUAUACCCAUGAAUUGUAGCACAUUUUCUGUUGAGCUAUUUUCUUUAUUGCCGUGCUUCGGGAUGCGUUAAUGAAGAUAAGAGCCUCUAUUGACUGCUGUGGUUGCAAAAUGCAAUAUUUAAUAAACUUUAUUCAAGCCAUGGA
Chiloscyllium plagiosum (whitespotted bambooshark) is the source of this 2429-nucleotide messenger RNA. Lineage: Eukaryota; Metazoa; Chordata; Chondrichthyes; Orectolobiformes; Hemiscylliidae. The record is from RefSeq and is a predicted model, not a curated record.